AUGCCGCCACAAGAGGCAGUGGCCGUGUCGGCACCGGGCAAAGUUCUGUUCGCCGGCGGGUUCCUGGUUCUCGAUCGCAGGCACACCGGUCUUGUGUUCGGCCUCGACGCCCGGAUCCACGUCCACGUCAAGCCCUGGCUAGAAGGCCCGACCACCUCGACGGGAAGCGCGAUACUCGUUCAAUCGCCUCAAUUCCGCGACGCAAGCUGGUUCUAUGAGAUAACAGAAACAAAGGCUCACGACCAUGUGGCCGUCGGUGUCAGACAGGUGCAGGAUCAGCCCGAGUAUACCCAGAAUGCAAACAAAUUCGUCGAGACGACCCUCCUGUAUACUCUAACAUAUCUGGCACAUGUGUCGAAAGGCGUCAGGGCCAGUCUCAAGGUCACUAUCCUGGCAGACGACGAUUACUACUCUCAAUCUACGGAAUCGCCGAAACCGGCCGCCGCCUCACAGUCGAACUUCAGCAGCUUUGGGGUGAAGUUGAGCGACGCCCAUAAGACUGGGUUGGGAUCCUCGGCAGCGCUGGUAACAUCUCUCGUGUCUGCACUUCUUGCGUUCCAUACAACUGAAUUCGGGACCGAGUCUGCUCUACCUCACCGGACCAUCCACAAUUUAGCUCAGGCUGCUCAUUGCGCCGCCCAAGGCAAGGUUGGUUCCGGCUUCGACGUCGCUGCUGCCGUGUACGGCUCAUCUCUCUAUCGAAGAUUCACUCCUACGAUCCUGGAGGCUGUGGGAGAACCCACGACGCCGGGGUUCAGCGAGCGACUACAUCGAUGCGUGGACGAUCUCGAGUUAGAUCGUAAAUGGGAUGUGGAGGUGGCGAGCCAGGCGGUGCAGAUACCGGAAAGCCUACUCCUGGUCAUGUGCGAUGUCGACUGCGGCUCCGAGACUCCUGGCAUGGUGCGCAAAGUGCUUCAAUGGCGCAAGGACAAGGCGGAAGAGGCAGAUUUGCUGUGGAAUGCGUUGCAGCAAGGGACCAACGAGCUUUGCCAGGAACUGCAGCGGCUUGCCCAGAGUGAAGGAAUCGAAGUGGACGGGUUUAACGGGCUGGCGGAUAUCAUCUUGACGAUUCGGAGCUUGGUGCGAGAGAUGUCGGCCAAGUCCAGAGUACCUGUCGAGCCGGCUGUGAUUACGGAGCUGCUUGAUUUCUGUACGUCCUUACCUGGGGUGGUGGGAGGAGUCGCCCCUGGAGCUGGAGGGUACGAUGCCGUCGCGUUACUGGUCAAAAACGAUGGCGACACGGUCCAAGUUCUCCGGGAGCGUCUGGACGGAUGGAAAAGUCGAGAUGAUACAGGAGCACAGAUUGGACAUGUCAAGUUGUUGGGGGUGAAGCAAGAAAAGGGGGGAGUCAGGAUGGAAGAGACAGGCAGGUAUGCGGGAUGGGUGUGA
Molecule: messenger RNA, 1389 nt
Organism: Capronia epimyces CBS 606.96
Lineage: Eukaryota; Fungi; Ascomycota; Eurotiomycetes; Chaetothyriales; Herpotrichiellaceae
Exons: 1
Coding region: 1-1389 (462 amino acids)
Biological process (GO): isopentenyl diphosphate biosynthetic process, mevalonate pathway; ergosterol biosynthetic process
Cellular component (GO): peroxisome
Molecular function (GO): phosphomevalonate kinase activity; ATP binding
Source: RefSeq, a predicted model, not a curated record